AGGUUAGGUUAGGUAUUCAGGCUGCAAAGACGCACACUUGGGUCCUGUUGGUCCCUUUGUGAUACCUGUAAAGAUAAUAAAAUAUAAAAAGAAAGAGGGUAGAGGAUAGUAGAAGAUAGUUUAGGAUUAAGUCAUAGAAGAGAAAUUGAAGUGGAAGAGAAGAUUGAGAGGUCUGUCCUUGCGGACUAGUGAGUGCCUUAAUUAUGGCUUGGUGGUCCUAAAACCACUCUUUAUAAAAAAAAGAAAAUUAUGAUUCAAACAAUCACCUUUAUAAAUUCGCCUUUUUAUAAACAAAAACACAUUUUAGCUUACUAGACGCGCACAAAUUUUAUAACUUUGUGUAUAAUUUUUUAAAUAAAAAAAGAAUGCCUUUAAUAGUUAUUUCGGGUUAUCCAGCAAGUGGUAAAACCAAAAGAGCUUUGGAAUUGCAGAAAUUCUUUGAAGAAAAGGGGAAACGAGUGCAUCACAUUUCAGAGAAUAAAGCCAUACCCAAGGCGGGGUUUCAUAAAAAUGUUUAUUUUGCCGAUUCCCAAAAGGAAAAGGUGGUCAGGAGUGAUUUGAAGUCGGAAGCUUUAAGGUUGCUGGAUAAAGAAAGUGUAGUAAUACUAGAUGCUGGCAAUUAUAUUAAGGGUUAUCGUUAUGAAUUGUUUUGUGCCACCAAAGCGGCCAGAAGUACUCAGUGCACCUUGUUUUGUGGCAUACAAAAACAGCGAGCAUGGGAAUUUAAUCAACAGAGAAGUGGUGAAGAAGUGUUGGAUCUGGCCAAAGUGGAUGAUGUUUCUAAAUUGGACAACUCAAAUAUUCCUUAUAGUCAGGAGAUAUUUGAAGGCUUAUGUAUGCGUUUCGAAGAGCCUCACGGGAAUUGUAGAUGGGAUAGUCCCUUAUUUGUCUCUUUCCCAGAUGAUAAUUUAGAAUUUGAGGCCAUAUUUAGUGCUUUAUUUGAAUCUAAACCUUUGCCUCCUAAUCAGUCAACACAAAAUCCUCCUCUAAGUUCUACUAAUUACUUGUUCGAACUGGAUCGUUUAACUCAGGAAAUUGUGGGUAAUGUAUUGGCUGCUCGUAAAAUUGGCGUCAUGGGUCCAGUACCUGUUAAAAAUAGUGAAAUCAAGGUUCAAGUACCGGCCAAUAUGAAUGCUAUACAACUAAAUAGACUGCGCAGGCAGUUUCUCAACUAUAGUAAACACCACCAUGCUACCUCUAGUUCUUUGGACAAAGUGCCUCAAUUAUUUGUGCAAUUUCUAAACUCCAACUGCGGGGAAAAUUAAAAAAACAAGUGAAUAUUUUUACAUGUGCUCUUUUUUAAUAUAAAGUCUUUAUUUAUAUAAUUUUUUAUCACUUAUUCUAGUUGCAUCUAAAAAUUAAAAAUUCAUUUGUCUUAUUAACAACAUGAUUUCCAAUACAUUUCCUUGGAAGUCGUUAAAAAAAUCAAGUUAACAUUAAAAAUAAAAAGAAAAUAAAAAAAUUAAAUGAAAAAUUCA
Molecule: messenger RNA, 1478 nt
Organism: Lucilia sericata (common green bottle fly)
Lineage: Eukaryota; Metazoa; Arthropoda; Insecta; Diptera; Calliphoridae
Product: protein KTI12 homolog
Exons: 3
Coding region: 366-1265 (299 amino acids)
Source: RefSeq, a predicted model, not a curated record